This is a messenger RNA of Penicillium canariense, 1179 nucleotides long. RefSeq lists its product as uncharacterized. NCBI's taxonomy places the organism in Eukaryota, Fungi, Ascomycota, Eurotiomycetes, Eurotiales, Aspergillaceae. The record is from RefSeq and is a predicted model, not a curated record. The transcript has a single exon. Bases 1 to 1179 code for a protein of 392 amino acids.
AUGACGGAGAUGUAUUCGGGGCUCCAUGCGGGCCAGCGCUUUUCGUCUCUGGAGGAGUUCAAAACAGUGAUUCGAAGCAUAUCCGUCCGGCAGCACUGGGAGCUUCGUGUUAUUCGAAGCAAUAAGAAGAGUGUGGUCAUUGGCUGUCGGUCUUCGGCCAAUUGCUACUUUCGCGUUGUUUGUCGUUCGAACAAGAACGCGACCUAUAUUACUAGUCUUCAGGACAGCCAUAGCUGUCGAAGGAGCGCUGAUUCUCCAGCCGCGACACCGGCGCGCUCUGAAGCCUCGCAUGUGCGCUUUCUGCUUAGUGAAAUUCCCAAGCUCUUUGAUUUGAACACCAGAAUCAAGGGUCAGGAUGUGGUGGACGCUGUUAAACGUUACCAUGGAUAUGAUAUCUCCAUGAGACAGGCACAGCGCGCACUGACUAAACUGCAACCGCGGCAGGGUGAUAUACAAGGCGAGCACAGUUUGGAUAUGGAUAUGAGUACAGGUGACCAGCAGUCGCCCGGUCAGUCCCCGCCUGGAUCGCAAGGAGAAGCGGGGCCAGCAUACCGAGAUAUCUCGGAGAACCGCUGGAUUCCAGAUCAUUUAACGCCCUCACUCAUGGAUGAUGGCUCUGUCAAUCCUGCCGACUCUCCAAACCAUGCACCCGCGCCGCUGCCACCACCCUCAGCCGCUCAAUCCGUCCGACCUCCCCAGAUUCAGCAACCUCCUCCAAUCGGAACAUCAAGCCAAUCUGCUUUGAGCAGUGAUACUCGCCCAAUAAUCCCGCAGCAAGGGGUGGGAUACCCAACUGCUCCUCCCUUACCAGGCGCAGGACCAGAACAUCCUAAACCUCCCAGCUACCCGCAACGCAACGAUCACCCAACGGUUCCGCACAUGGUUCUCACCAACUUCAAGAUUGAGUUCACCUGCACAACAUGCGGGUCCCUAAACCAGAGUUUCUUCCCAAAUCAAGGCAAUGUCACCGGGGCCGGUUACAUACCUCAUCAUGCAAUUCAAACACAGGCCGCUGUUACAAGACAUCCCGGCCCUGUACCCCCGAAUGCGUCUGAUGGUAGUAGCAACGAACUUCCCGAGGAUGGCGGAUAUACAGUCAAUGCCAUCAAUGCUCGUGUCAUGCACAAUGCAUGGGCGGCUGGAGGCUUAGGUGUCCCCAUUGGCCCCGCCAAUACCUAG